AUGGCCUCUCCCACCCAAGUCGAGGUUAAGCACCAGGUUCCCUUGUCAGCACCCGUCCCGUCGCAUCUACCCCUCCGGCCGCGAACUGCCGCAAUGGAGGCAGUGGAAGACCUGGUCUACGGUUCCGUUGCUGGCAUCGUCGGCAAAUACAUCGAGUACCCGUUCGAUACCGUCAAGGUUCGGCUCCAGUCACAGCCCGACAACCUCCCCCCACGAUACAAAGGGCCGCUCGACUGUUUUCGCAAGUCCAUUCGGGCAGAUGGUGUGCUGGGAUUAUACCGCGGCAUCAGUGCACCCCUCUUUGGAGCAGCACUGGAGACGAGCAGUCUAUUCUUCUUCGAGCGCGUGGGGCGCGAAACCAUCUACAGGGCGGGCCUAUGCCCUAGGGGCGACCCGCUCCCCCUGCCAGCCCUUUGGUUCACAGGUGCCUUCUCGGGCGUUUUCACGUCCUUCAUAUUGACCCCGAUCGAGUUGGUCAAGUGCAAGAUCCAGGUGCCAGAGACCGAGGGCGGCGUCGUCAAGGCGCCGCUGAAGCCGAUCCCAGUCAUUCGAGACAUCUUCCGCCACCAUGGCAUAAUGGGAUUCUGGCACGGGCAGCUGGGAACCCUGAUCCGGGAGGCCGGCGGAUGCGCGGCCUGGUUCGGCUCAAAGGAAACCACGACCAAGAUACUCCGCGACUUCAACGAAAGGUCCGCCACGUCGCACGCAGAGCUCGAGCACAUCCGCGCCGAGCCCCUCCCCCUCUGGCAGCAGGCGCUCGCCGGAGCGUCCGCGGGAAUGUCCUACAACUUCCUAUUUUUCCCGGCAGACACGGUGAAGUCCCGGAUGCAGACCACCCCGAUCGGCGAGUCGGCCAGCAAACGGACCUUCGCGCAGGAGACGGCGGCGUUGUGGAACCAGGCUGGCUUGCGGGGCUUUUACCGGGGAUGCGGAAUCACCGUCCUGCGCUCGGCCCCGAGUUCGGCCUUUAUAUUCAUGGUUUAUGACGGGCUGAAGACGUACCUGCCCAUGCAGUGA
Molecule: messenger RNA, 1017 nt
Organism: Phialemonium atrogriseum
Lineage: Eukaryota; Fungi; Ascomycota; Sordariomycetes; Cephalothecales; Cephalothecaceae
Product: mitochondrial carrier
Exons: 2
Coding region: 1-1017 (338 amino acids)
Biological process (GO): mitochondrial L-ornithine transmembrane transport
Cellular component (GO): mitochondrion
Molecular function (GO): L-ornithine transmembrane transporter activity
Source: RefSeq, a predicted model, not a curated record